Messenger RNA from Osmia bicornis bicornis, 9864 nucleotides. It is a transcript of the gene Pde8, whose product is annotated as high affinity cAMP-specific and IBMX-insensitive 3',5'-cyclic phosphodiesterase 8-like. The record is from RefSeq and is a predicted model, not a curated record. The coding region runs from base 7128 to 9695 and encodes 855 amino acids. Lineage: Eukaryota; Metazoa; Arthropoda; Insecta; Hymenoptera; Megachilidae. Gene Ontology annotation, biological process: positive regulation of ERK1 and ERK2 cascade; signal transduction. Gene Ontology annotation, molecular function: 3',5'-cyclic-nucleotide phosphodiesterase activity. The transcript is spliced from 18 exons.
AAGCCCAGCAUGUUGGAGUGCAUGGAGGACAAAAGGGACAGGGAUAAGAGAAAACAAUCGGAUUCGUUGGAUCAAGGAUCUCUAGUUGACAUAGGUAAUUUCACGUUUCUCUUCAAGGACUUGCAACUAUAGUGUGCGCUCUGUACCCGUGGAUCUUGAACUAUUUAGAAUUAUCUGACAUCUUAUUUCAAGUUUUACUUUUUUGUUAUUUUUGUUCAUUAUAUGAUACUUUGAAACAAUGACUGUGCUGUACUUUAAUUUUUUAUUUUCUAAUUUUGUUUGAUCAAAUCACUUUCAAUUUCAAGAUGAAAGAGUGGCUGCCAUAAAAUUUAAUUGCUUUUUUUAUUAAAUUAAUUAUUUUAAGUUCAAUCGUUAACUUUUGCCAAAUUAAAUCAUUUUUUCAAUAGUUUUAUCAAUUUCAUGGGGAUAAAAUCAUGAGGAUAGAAGGACCUCUCCGACUGCGAGGGCGCAUACAAUCGAUCAACAAAAAUAAUUUGCAAUGUGCUGGGGGCAUUUCUGCGUCAUUGAUGCGUACUUCUUUCGCAAAAGUAUACCUCGAGCGAAUGGCGAUUUGCCUUGACCUAGUCUCUACAUUGACCACACCGUAUUCUUGUCUGGAAGCUAAGAUCGAGAUGAGAAUUAAUCAGCCUCGGUACAUGGUUUCACAAAGCUGUUUGCACCGUUUUCAUAACUUUCGACAAGGAGGGAGGGUCAAACUUCUGUGGUAAAUCAUUGUCAUUCAGUGGUUGUAGUGUUAGAAAUGGGCUACCAUUAGAGAUCCAUUUGAAUUUGUCUGCGUAUUCUUAAACAGGGCACAAAGACAGAGAAGUGUUUGCUUUGUCUAUUUUUGAAUCGAAUAAUUGUUUAAAAAUAAAAUUGAAAACGUAAUCAUUGGAGCUGUUACACACCAGCCAUUUUCGAUUUUCAACUCAAAAAACAUUUUCAAAAGGGCACAGUAUUAUUGGCAACAUUCUACUUCAACCUCACCUCAAUUGUACUUUAUCACACUCUUUUCUUAUCUCUACAUUUUUUACUCCUUAAACACAAAUGUAUUAACAUCACAAUUCAACUCGAAACAAAAAACUCAACGACAUUGCGCAUAUUUCCUUUUCAAUUCUUACUUCUCAUAAAUACAUGGCAUUCAAUAUAAUUUCAACACUUCAUUCUUUUUUUUAAAUUCUUGCAUCGCAUUAAAAGCAUCUCGGUUUAAAUGUCUUUUGAAAGGAAUAUAAUUUGCCAUUCAACGAGUUUAUUGGUAAGCAAGAAUGCCACGGGCACAAGGGUACAAUGCCGAAACGCUAUAUUGAUUCUUUGAUAAGGCCACGGUAUAUUUGGGUCGAUGGUUAUGAAUGCAAAUCAGACACAGAUAAUGCCGGAUGGCAAUUCCAUUCGGACCUUCGCGAACGCGCAAGCAAAUUAGUUGCUCAAUUCGAUUCGUUAUUCCUCCUGCGUUCACCAUUCUCAAUAACAUUAACAAUUGAAAUUCUGCAAUAUUGUGAAUCGACAAUUUUUAUGACGAUUGUUGCUUGAAAAUUUAAUCAGUGGACAGAACACAGUGAUUAUUUACAUGUUUAAGAGAAAAUCGUGCUUUCAGCGUAGAAAAUACAAAGAAAAGAAAAAUGUUAGUGUUUUCAAUGCUUUGCUUGUCUUACUUUGUUGCUAUGCUUUUAUUAUUGCAAUAGUUUCAAGCGUGAUUCAAGGAGCAGAAAUUAGAAUAUUUGUAGCUCACACUUACAAAAGCUUUAUAUCUUAUGCUUCGUUUUGUUUCAUUUUUCUAUUCAUUAGCAAGACUGAACUGUAUAAAGCUUUAUACAUGGAGCUGAUUAAUAUAAAGUAUGCUACGUUCAUUGAAUAAGAUAAAUGCAAAUACAGCAUAGGGAAACAUUUUAUAUAAAAGUGACACAUAAUUGUUAUUGCGAUUAGAAAAGAUAUACUUGACUCAAUUUAAUUAUUGAAUUUGUAUAACCAUUCCUCAUUCUUAUGCAAGUACAUUUUUAUACAAAAUUUUCUAUUUUUAAUAUUGGUCCUUAAUGAUCUUGUAAUUACUUCAUUGUAAAAUCGUGUAAUUUAUUCAGAACGAAGAGAAAAAUGUUGGUGAAUCUAUAAUCGUUCAAUAAUUUCUUCCAAGUAUUCAAGUAUUUCAUUUUCUAAUGAUCCAUAUGAAUUAAGCAGAAUAUUUCUAGACAUAUUGCAACACCAUCUUCAUUUCUAUGCAACAACAGUCCAUUAGCGGGCACCUUUGAUCUCAAACACAAGUUUCAUUAACCUUAUUCUUAUCAACUGAUUCAACAAGCAGUUUACUACAAAAUUACACAUUCUACAGGCAAUUCAAGACAAAAUUCUGAACUAUGAUUAACAAUUACUAACAUAUCUUGAAUCCUGAAACAAUGAACAAGUUCUCAAAUUCCAAAUACACUUCAUUGCUAGACAAAGCCAAUCAUCUUUAAGUAACAUUUAUUCAAACAAACAAGCAGAAAUGUUUCAAUCAAGUAUUUUUAACAGCCAUAAAAACAUUGUUACCUACUAAGAGUACAUUAAUUUUCACUAAUUCUGUCUGAAUAAAAUAUUUUUUAUUGAACUAAUGUUACUUCCGUCACCUUUUUCUUAUCAACACUAAUUGCUGAAUUUUAUUCUAUAUUAAGCUUUUACUAAUUCUGCCUCGUUAAGAAUUAUUUGCAUUCAAAUCAAUGUAUCGCUAUUAAUUACUGAUUUUUUUUCUCACAAAACUUCUUUCAAACAGGUUCAUAUUUAAUAAACGUGUACGGCUAUUGUACAGUGGAGUUUCUCCGACCACCCUGAGGCCACUCACUUCGCAAGUAGAAUUUCAAUCUGAAGAAUUUACUUGUACUGGUCAGUCGUUGUCUUUGAGUCGCUUGCUACGCGUCGUACACGCUUCGAACGCGCCGAUUCUUUUCUUGACGCGUGCUUCUACCAGUGAUUUCAAUGCUUGGAUACGCGUGUCACUCGCCUAGAGCCGAUUAGUUUUGUUUUUUCUUGAAAGUGAUUCGAAUCAUUGACAUGGACGAAGUGAUUGGAAAAAUUGUAUUAGGUCGAAAUACAGUCGAUUUCGAAAGAUUUGCUAAAGUGUAUCGACGGUUUUUCUUUCUGUUCGAUUUUGUGUUACGGUGAAAGUUUCUUUUCUUUGAUCUCCGAUGUGAACGAUCGAGAAGUGACGGUGGUAUCGAUUUGGUAAUUUUUUGUUUUGAAUCUGAUUUUAGGAAAUCUUUUACUAAAUAAUUACUAAAUACUGUACUCUAGGGGUUGAUAAUUUAAAAAAAAAUAUUUCUAUUAAAAUUCUGAAGCUCUGAUUUGUCUAUACAAAGUUUCUACAAAAUUUUUUAUGCUUAUUGUUCCAUUAAUUGCAAGUACAUUUUAAUGAAUAAUUAAUAUAGAUUCUGAGUAAAGUGAGAGCACGAUCAACAAAAUUUCAAUGUGCAUCUACGAUAUUGUGAAGUUACCGAGUUAUAAAUUCAUAUGGCAUCUCCUUCGAAUGAAUAUUUCUUCGCAAAUGACAAUGAAGAAACUCUGGAUGACUUAUUAUUUAACAUCGGUAUGUAAACAUCACAUUAAACCAUUAAAAUAAACUUUUUAUCAAUUUCUUCCCUUUUUGGUUAUUAAUUAAAAAAAAUACUCUAUAUAUAAUUUCGAAAUUUUUAUCUAAAUUUUCAGAAUUUAUCUUUCUUUCAAUUUCUUCCUUUUUUGUUCAUUGAUCAGAAAAUGCUCUACGUAUGAUUUCGAAUAUUUUAUCUAAAUUUUCAGAAUUGAUGUUUAAAACUGUGGUAGUUUCAUAAGAUCCACAAUUAUUUUAUCUUCUUGAUUUCUCUUUUCUACUUCCAAAUUAAAAAAAAAACACAUGCUCAUUCGAAUAAUGAAGGUGUUUGCUUUUACUAAACAUCGUGGAUCGCUACGUUGAAGCAUGAAAAAAUGCAAUAAUAAGUUAAUUACCAGGGACACGAAGAGGGCAGAACUGGAAAUUGACACUGAAACGAUCGGUCGUAAAUGCCGGUUGCAGAAUCAAGCACACUUCUCCAGAGACACUAUACUGUAUACAUACACAUUUUGGUCAAAAUAGUCUUAUUUUUUCCCAACAGAGUUGCUCGCUAUGUCCAAUUGAGGUGCCCUACUUUCGAUCAAUUAUCUUUUAAAACUCUGAUCCAUUCGAAUCACACGGUAAAUGCUGAAUAAUCUUACCGUAAAAGGUGAAGAUAAGUUUUUACAGUCGACCUCGCUCACCCACCCUUGUACAGCUUAAUCAUUUUUAUGAUAUCACUUGAUCCAUUCCAUCCACACCAAUUAACCAAUUAAAGGCAUCGGUAAACAAACAAUUGAUUCAUCUCGUAAAAAUUCUAUACAAUUAAUGGUUAUGCAGGGACACAUCUGAUAAAUUGUUUCAACGAGUUCGUUCAAAAAUAGAAAUUGAAAAUAACCAUUAUUUCGUAACCUAGUUUUAAUUAAACCAAUAACACACAAUUUUCUCAUAGUAAUUCGUACGUAAUCUGAUUGUUAACAAGGCUUAUUGCAAUUCAAGAUGUUAAUUACUUGAUUAAUCAUUGAAUUGAUUGAUAAAAAGCUUCGUCAAUGAAAACAACAUACGAGGAGUGCAUAGUUUUAAAAAUAUCUAUGUGCAAAUCAUUGUAACAUUAAAUUUUCAUGAUGUUUCAAUUUGUAUUGUAUACUGAAAAUUAUUGCAAAACUUUCUUUUUCUCUUCAAGAAAAAUCGGAAUACGACAUUUUGGAAAAGCCACCGUUUAAAGACGUCUCAAAUGGAGAUGAAGAUGCGGAUUAUUCUAUGGUGGUAAGUAGAACUGUUUGUCUUAUUUUUUAUAAUUUUUAAUUUUUUCUUAAAUUUUCAUUUUAAUACUCAAUAAAUAAGUAAUAUUGUAUAGAAUGCAAUACUUUAACGAUAAAUAACGUUAAAAUAUUUUUGUUGUAUCGAUAUCUCAUUGCUCCAAUCAGAGAUAACAUCGAACAAAAUGUUCCACUUCUUAUUUUUAAUGAUCAACAAGUGGCAAUUGAAUCUACGCAUUUGUUACUACAUACCUACUGCUUUUUAUAAGAUUAUGAUAUUGUGUCAUAGUCAUAUGAUUUCUGUAUAAAAUAAUAUGUGUAAUUGUAACUAUCUACUAACAAUAAGCCAUGUCUUCCUAAACUUUCUUUCAUUUCCUUUUAUUUUACAAUCUUUUCUGUAUCGUCUUUUAUAUUAUUGAAAUCUACUCUCUAUUCUUUUGCUUUAACUAAUUUUCAAAACCAUGGCCGUUAACUAUUUCUAUCUAAACUGCAGCCAUUGUCACCCCACAUUUCUUGUAUUCUUUUUUUUAAUGCAAUCGAAAUGUUUUCAGAUAUAUUUUCAAUAUAUAAAAGCUCUUCAUUUAAAAUGGUUAAUGUUUAAUUUUUAUCAAUUUUAUAUUGUAUACAUUUCACACGUAUAUAUCAGAAAGGGUUGUAAAAAUUUCUAUCAAAUUCAAAGUCCCUUUAUCGAUUACCAAGGAUAAGAGAAGGAGAAAAUACAUGGGAUAUCGUGUAGCAGCAGGUGAAAAAGACAAUUGAUAAAAAAUUGAAACACAAACUCUCCCUUAUCAGACUUUCCUUUCUCACGAAGCUUCAACCAGCAAUUAACCCUUUCCUGCAAUAACGUGAUCGGCUUUUGUUCGAAACACCUGUUUAAUUCGCAGAAUGUCGAGUGUUCUCGUGAAAAUUACAUCAGACAUUCUCAUGGAACUUUCAAAGGGUGAAACAAGACAUCGCCGCGUACAAUACAACAAAGUAGCAGCCUAGUAAAUAUUUCAUUAACACAUUAAGCUUCGAUUGGCAAGCAUUGAAAGCAUCGCGUAAAUUAUUAAUGCGCCUAGCCCUUUCCUCUCUCGCAAUGCACAGUCGUUGGUUCGAGCUUCUCGUGCUGCUACGUCGAAAGCUCCUCCAUAGGCAGGGUAUAAGCUGUCUAUAGAUGAGCUAUAGACAAUCAACAGCAGCCAGGAAAGCCGAACAAGCUGACAAUUGGAACUGACAUCUUGCACAAUCUCGACGUGAAACGAAAGGGGUCUCAGGAUGAGAGAUCCUUUGCUCUGCUUUCGAAAGAACCUUGGAAUCACACAGGUAUUUACGUGGUAUUUUUUUCGAAAUAACCAGCACGUGUUUCUCUUUCGCAAGAACUUGAAGGCUCGAGGAUUAGUGUUUCUUUUUGAAGAAUUUGUGAUGUAAGGUGUUGAUUGAGCGCUUUUUCUUGUAAUAGAAACAUCGAAGGUGAUAUUUUCUUUUUGAUACGGGAGAAAUUCUGUGAUGCCACGUGUUGUAGUAGACAGGAACUUUUAAAUUGCAUUUUUUCGGGGAACUUGUCUCUGUUUGGUUUAAUCGUUGUUUGUCGAGCGAGUUAAAUGCGGCACCAGUUCAGUCUGUAGAACUUUAAGGGGAUAAUUUGUCCGUCUGGAAACUUUGUUGCGGUUCGGGGCAGCAGUUCUUUUGACAACAAUUAUCGAGCGUUUAGGAAAAGGGGUAAUUUUUUUAUCUUUUUGUUAGCACUCCGAUUUGGUAUGAACUGUUGUACCCUCAGUUGUGUCACGUAUACUUUCAAUUUCAUUGGGGCUUCGUUGAUUACAUGUCUUAUUAUGGAUCCUGCGAAUGUAACGUCUAAGAAGUGAUACCAUUAUAAAAAAAUUCUGAUAUACAAUCAUUUAUUUAUAAUCGAUUGUCCGUUACGUGCACUCAUUUUAUCUAUCGGCUGUUUAUACAAUACACUAUCGAUAAUUUGCACCGAAGACGCUUUAGUUCUCCGGAGAAGUUUCCUUAUCAAAGAUAGACGUGCUUCUGGCUCCCCUGAUAGUGCAAAAAAGGAUAAUCUCGAUGACGACGGGCUCAGUAUCGCGAUGAACGUUUUCUGUGAACGUGUUUCUCAAUCUGAUUUUCUCUAACAGUACCGUCAUCCUUCAAAAUCAUUAAUAUCGUUUCUUUUCAACGGUGAAAGUGAAUAUUGUAAACGAACGAGGACACUUGGCCAAUCGAACUAGAUCUUUGACCAUUGAAGUAUUCCAAAUUAGACUCGAUGUAAUUGGUUGAUUUUCUAUUGAAUUAUGGGUUGUUCAUCGUUGCGUGUUGAUCAGUGAUUCGUUUAAUUAACGUUUUCACGGACGAAAAUGAACGAGACCAGGCGAUCGACACAGAUGGCAAUCUACGUUUGUCGAUCGGUCAACGACACGGAGAUCCAUAGAGAGCCGUCUAGAUCUUGGUACAGAUGGAUCUUUGAUGCACUAUGUGGCAGGGUGGAGAAAAAAUGGGAUGCGAACAAAAGCAGAAUAUUGUGCGUGAACGAAAUGCCUCCAUCUCUUGUGCCACCACCAGAUGCAACUAAGAAAGGGCCGCAAGAUAUUGAAACAUAUCCUUUAACGAACAGUGUUCCUAAUAUCAUAAAGAUAUUACUGGUCUUCCCCAAAGAUGAUCAGCAGAUGGACAUUCUUGCCACCACUUCGAGAAGGUUGGGAUGGAGCGUGUCGGUGGCGAAAGAUGCGGAAAAAGCGGUCGAAUAUUUCCAAGAUCGAAAUCACGAGCUAGUGAUCAUCGAUCACCGGGGGCAGCGUGCCGCGGAGGCCAAUGCAGUUUGUAGGGCGAUUAGGUCUAGUCCAGUUUAUCGUAAUACCGUUAUCAUAGCUCUUGUAAAAAAAUCGUUUCUUAUGCAUGCUGAGAAAGAUAAAAUCGUGUCAUUGGAUUUGUUAGAAACAGGGUUCACCAGAGCUUUAAUGGAGUGCUCUCAUGAGGGUAUAUUAAUUAACGAAUUAGUAGGAAUCUAUACAAAUGGAUUACUACCAAGAACACAACUCGCUGCUGCUGAUGCUUUGUAUUUGGCUCUUGACAGAUGCCACGAUAUGGUACAAGUGACAAACGAUAAACACAUUGUACAGUUUGUUAAUAAAAUUAGCGAGAAGUUGCUAGGCUAUAAGGUCAGCGAAAUGUUAGGAAAAAGCAUCACUGAGAUAGUGUUCUACGAGAAUUUCGUUCUAAUGGAGCAACAAAUUAAUAAAGGCCAUGAAUUCGAGGGGAAUAUGAACUGCAAGAGAAAAAAUAAUCAAAUGAUCACUAUCAACUGCCGAGUAAUACCUUUUAGUAUUACUUUGAAAAAACCAACUCAUUACAUAUAUGUGUACGAUACUAUGUACCUGUCAGAAAAUAUAGAUCCAUUGAGUCCAGCUAUUAAUCAAGUUCAACAACCUAGUUUCCCAAAACCGGCUGGUGUUGUGGUACAAAGGCGAACUUCUGAUAUGAAAUCAGGCAACAGCGAGGGCCGCAGGCGGUCCAGUUUGCGCAAACUUCAUAGUUUACAAUUAGAAGCACCGAUUACAAAAGUGAUUAUGCUUCUUUCAAAUGCGAUUACGGAUUCAACAUCCCCCGACAUAGCAGCACAGAUCGACAAGGCAAUAGAAAUUCUCAAAACCACCGAACUAUACGUGCCAUAUUUGAAAGAGGACAGAACCUACACUGACCCCGUAGCAACUGACCUCGUUGGGGCCUUGCUAUCCUCACCGCGAAAACCAUGGGAAUCCAGAAGAUCGUCGAUAGAAUCAGCACGAUUAUCUACGUUCAGGAACGUUAUUCAGACCCCGAAUUCCUCUCGUAUGCAGAUCAAAGGUUUCAGGGGGCCUCAGGCGAUCGCAGAAAUAUUAGACAAAUGUUUGGAGUGGAGUUUCGAUAUUUUCAGACUAGAAGUUCUGACGGAGAAAAGGCCACUUCUCUUCUUAGGAAUGACAGUGAUGAAUUUGUAUCGUGUACCAGCUAGACUAGGCUGCGACGAGAAGAUCGUACAAAAUUGGCUAACAUUAAUAGAGAUGAAUUAUCAAGCUACUAAUUGCUAUCACAAUUCUACCCAUGCUGCGGACGUGUUGCAAGCUACUGCCAGGUUUAUGCAAUCCGAAAGACUCAAGCAGAUUUUGGAACCUUUGGACGAAGUUGCGGUUCUGAUUGCUGCUACUGCUCAUGACAUCGAUCAUCCGGGUAGAUCCAGCCAAUUUCUUUGCAACGCUGAUAGCAAACUAGCGGUCCUCUAUAAUGAUCUAUCGGUACUUGAAUCACACCACGCAGCCCUGACGUUUAAGUUAACUUUAGAAGACGAUAAUGUCAAUAUUUUCAAAAACUUGGAAAGAGACACCUACAAAAUGAUUCGACAGGUAGUGAUCGAUAUGAUCCUGGCUACUGAAAUGACAAAACAUUUCGAGCACCUGGCUAGAUUCAUGAAUCUUUGCAGUUCAAGAAUUGUGGCAGACAAUCAAACAGAUGCUUACUCGGAUAAUGUAGACAUGUCAGUGGUAUUGCAACCAGAAAAUGUAGUGUUGGUGAAAAGAAUGAUGAUCAAGUGUGCAGACGUGUCAAAUCCAACACGACCGCUAAAAUUUUGCGUAGAAUGGGCCAGACGAAUCGCCGAGGAGUAUUUUAGUCAGACUGACGAAGAAAAGAAGUUGAAACUACCAGUAUUGAUGCCAGUGUUCGACAGACAAACGUGUUCGAUACCAAAAUCACAAAUCGGUUUUGUCGAUUUCAUCAUCAAUGACAUGAUCGAAGCGUGGGAUGCAUUUAUCGAUAUGCCUGAACUGGUGGGAUACAUGAGGCAGAAUUACGAGAAAUGGAAAGAAUAUAGCGAACAAGGAAUAUCAACUCUAGAGGAUAUCGAAAAAUUACAACUUCUUCCGGAGCUUCACGUAGAUCAGCUCGCAUGACCCGUAAAGAAAACAAAUCGAAUCUUAUGACCCAUGGAGAAAAGAAUUCGGAUCCUCCCAAAUACUUUUUUCACAUCCGUCCCAACAAAGUUCACGAAACGAGCUCUGUAUAAUCUAAUUUGUAACAUAUUCGUAACACUUAAGAAAAUAGAAAUAAUACGACAUGCCA